Molecule: messenger RNA, 3326 nt
Organism: Parasteatoda tepidariorum (common house spider)
Lineage: Eukaryota; Metazoa; Arthropoda; Arachnida; Araneae; Theridiidae
Product: toll-like receptor 2
Biological process (GO): immune response; toll-like receptor signaling pathway; inflammatory response
Cellular component (GO): plasma membrane
Molecular function (GO): protein binding; transmembrane signaling receptor activity
Source: RefSeq, a predicted model, not a curated record
ACUCUUUGAACUCUAAUUUUAUUGCUAAAUUUUUGCGUUGCGUUCGUAAUCAACACUUUCUUUAUACCUUUGGCAUAUUUAAAAGCAAAUCAGUCAAACAAUUAUUUGCGCAGUGAAUAAUAGUUCGUGAGUUGUUUAAAAACAUCAAAGCAAUUCUUUAUAUGUGAUUAUGCUUGAAUAUUUAUUUUUUACGUUUUGCUUUAAAGUAACUUUUUUGUUGUUGUUAUCUUUGAUGACCUGUUUUAGGACUUGAUGGUUUUGACUAGAACUUGAAAAUGCGUGACACAUUGCUGUAACGUUUAUAAAACAAUGUUAAUAAAUAUUUAUCAGGAAAUAAUUCAGCGCCAUGUUUUUAUUUCUGCAAAAAGAAUUAUACUGGUGGAAAAAUUUUAUUAAGAAAAUUGUAUUUAAAUAACAAACCAAAUAUUGAUAGAAAAUUAACUUUUCAAAUUAUUAUGUUUAGAUCUAACAUUUUCCCUUCAUAAUAAGUAAUAUAUAUGCUGCUGUCAUUCAUGAAUAGUGCUGAAUUCGGUAAUGGGCUUGGAAUGCAGUUUUUUAAUGUGCUUCAUCGUGAUAUCGUUCUGCAUUGCAGAAGGAGCGUUGCUGAUUACAGAUGAGUGCAGAGUUUAUGAUAGAAGUGAUGAGUUUGGGAAAGCUGCGUUUUGCACACAAUUCAUUUCUAAUCUAACUUCCUAUAGCCUCCCACUUAAUACCACAAGGUUACAAAUCUAUAGAACUUACAAUUUAUCGCAGACAUUACCAUUAGCACCCAAUUUAAACAUGUUGACGACGCUUGAGCUUCCUAACGAUAACCUUGUCAAUGUUUCUAGUGGAAUGUUUGAAGGAUUGUACAAUCUCACAGUAUUAUCAUUGGCUAACAACAGAAUUCUGAAAUUGCCGGAAGGUUUGUUUAAAAAUAAUUUAUACAUCUCAAGAAUUGAUCUAACGCGAAACUAUCUUUUGUCAUUUGAAGCAUGUACUGUCGCUCUAAAAAAUUUAAAAUACCUCACAGAUAUAAAUUUAUCUGGCAACAAAUUACUGAGAAAUAUUUUUCAAACUGAAACUGAUGUUCUAGGAGAAUUGACCAUACAGAAGCUGGACAUAUCAGAUUGCGCGAUAGAGGUAAUUGAAAUAGCGGCUUUUGAAAAUUUUCACUCUCUCAGUUUCUUAGAUAUAUCUAUGAAUCCGCUAAGUGAAAAGGCAAUGAAAAAUUUAAGCCAAGGUUUAAAUUUAUCAGCGUUGAAAGAAUUCCGUGCUACAGAUAUGAAAUUCACAGCAUAUUUUUCUAACUCUUUCUUAAACAGGCUGAAGUGGACGAAUAUUGAAAAAUUAGACCUUUCUAACAACAAAUUUACCAGCUUUCCUCGGGGGCAUUUCCCUCACCUAAAAGAACUUAUUAUUAAUAAUUGUGUCAUCAAUGUUCUUAUGAACGGUUCGAUUUCAGACAUGCCAAGAUUAGAAGUACUAACAAUACAAAAACACCAAAUCAGCCAUAUUGGAAACAUAUUUCAUAAUAAUAGAAAUUUGAUAUCUUUAGAUUUAAGUGAAUAUGUAACUUUUACGAUAGUUUCAAGAGAGUCUGCGACUGUAGACAUGACCAUUGAAGACUACUCGUUUAAAUAUUUGAAGAAUUUGGAAACUUUGAUUUUGAGAAAAACCCCUCUGAGGGGAGUUUUGAGACGCUUCAUGCUGUUUGGUUUGACGAAUCUUACAAAAUUAGAUUUUUUUAACUGUGCCUUUGAAUCCAUACAAGAAAAUGCAUUUGAGACUUUAAGCAGUUUGAGGUCGCUUGAUUUAUCAUUUAAUAUAAUCUUUGAACUACCUGAUAAAGCGUUCUAUGGCCUUAAAAAUUUAAAAAAUUUAGAUCUGUCGCGAAAUAGGCUGACAUUUUUGAAAUCAAGCGAACUUUUAAAUCACACUCCAAAACUUGAACUGCUGAAUCUCAACAGAAAUAAAAUUCAAAGUUUAUCGAUAAAAAUGUUUUCCAAACUUCAUUCAAUCGAAAUGAUACAGGUCUCUGAGAAUCAGAUUCAACCAUGGAAUAAAAAACUUUUUCAAAAUAACCCGAACUUAACAAUUUUUAUUUUUUCCGAAAAUUAUGUGAACUAUUUUACUCGUGAAAUGCUUCAAGAUAUAAGCUAUUUAACACAUGUUGAUUUUUCGAAAAAUCCAUUUGAUUGUUCUUUUUGUUCUACCGUUGAACUGCAAUCCUGGAUGAACGAUACCAACGUAACAAUAUCGAAUCUUCAGCGCGAAUUACAUAGUUAUGAUUGCUAUUCACCCGAAUCAUUAAAAGAACAGUCUUUAAUGGAUGUUAAUUUAUCAGAUCUUGAACUAAAGUGUGUUCCAUACAUUUUCGAUUUUAUAAUGUUUGCAUAUUCUUUAAUUUCAUGCUGCAUUUUCAUUACAUUCAUUGUAGUCGCUGUUUGGUAUAAAUGGAAAUGGAACAUCAGAUAUAUAGCAUUCAGAUUAAGAACAAGAACGAAACGAUUCAAAGAAAAUGUCAAGCGAUUUGAGUUUGACGCUUUCGUGAGCUAUUGUGAAAAGGAUUUCCCGUGGGUGAUAAACCAACUUAUACCUGCUAUUGAAGAAAAUGAUCCUAAUAUAGUAUUAUGUUUGCUUGAUCGCGAUUUAUGUGCCGGGAACUCCAUAUUUGACAGCAUCAACUCUGCGGUUGAGCAAAGUCGAACUACUAUUCUUGUACUCAGCAACGCGUAUAUGAAUUCCAACUGGAACGUUUUUGAAACUCAAAUUGCACAGAGCAAACUUUUUGAAGACAUGAGAGGUGGCUUAAUUCUGAUUUUUCUUGAGCCAAUACAAAAAUUGGAAAUCACGAAGAAUCUCCGUUACGUUAUUAAAACUAGAACGUGUUUGCAAUGGACAAAAAAUGCUACUGGUCAAAAACUUUUUUGGGAAAGGUUAAAAAUGGCGAUAAAGAAACCAGAAGAUAAAGGCAUAUCAACUCACAUUACUUGAAAUAAAUAUAAGAAAUAUAAAUACUGUGUUCACUGAGUGUUUAGAUCUUUUAAAUCUAAAUUUAUGCAGGAAACAAUAAUAGGCCUUCCUGAUAGCUGAGGUAUAAUUCGUAUCAAUCAGUCUAAAACUUCAAAGAGAAUGCAUUAUAUGAAAGCUGGUGGUGCAGAGACUACAUAAGAGUACAAUGUGUGAUAGCCUCAAAUCUGUUCCUACAUAAGGUUCACUAUAUUGAUGCAUUUUGGUUUUGAGAUCAAUUUUUGAAUACAUUAAAAAAAAAGGAAACAUUGUUUUUCAAUGAUUAAUGGAGCCAUUUAGUACAAUUAUGGUGCAAUAAAAAAGUUUUCAAAAGA